UUGGCUGCUUAAAGGAAAACCCCGAUGGCCGCCCCAACCGCGACGGCCGGCAGACGUGUCUCUCUGAGGCGAGAAAAAGAAGCUUGAUAGAUCUUGGAUCUCUUCGCUGCAGCGAAGGAAGUCGAAGCGGGCCUCCUACUCCCCUGUCCGAGUCUCCUUGCCUCCUCCUCGUCGUUCAUGUCUUCUUCUAGUGCUGCCUCGACUCCUCCGCCUCCAUAUGCGGCGAAGAAGGGCUUCCUUCGUCGCAUCGUGCCGCUCCUCCUCGCCGCCAAUCUCGGCAUCGGAGUAUAUGUUCUUACAAGGACUUCAACGAGACAGCCAACCGAUAAGGAUGAGGAAGUUCCUUCUUCUCCAGUAGUCAGCACUGGCGCUCCAGUUCCUGAGAAGAAAUCAUCUGCUGAACCUCCUUCAACACCCAAAAAGGUGCUCCCUCCCAUCCCAGAAAAUGAGCAGCGCCAGCUCUUCAAGUGGAUUCUGGAAGAGAAGAGGAAAGCAAAGCCUCGUGAUUCAGCAGAGAAGAAGAAAAUUGAUGAGGAAAAAUCUCUUCUCAAACAGUUCAUUCAUGAGAAAUCAAUCCCAGUCUUAUAAGGACCUCAUCCAUGAACUGACUUCAUUAAGAGACUGUUGUGCUUGGAUUUAACAUGGAUGUGGUUUCUAUAACGGCCAGUUGGUCUUAUAUGCUGUUCUAGUUUUAUCUUUGCAAACAUCUAAAUGUGUUGUUUAGAUAGAUUCAGCAGGACUCUUCACGGUUCAUAGAAGAAAUCAUGAUAUGGUUGUCAUCUUCUCUUUGAACUGUACUGUGUACAGAACUGAUUGGGAUUUGAGAUAAUGCCUCUUAAUUGUUUUUUAUUAAUAAAAAUUUUUGGGAAGGUGUUUACUAUGGAAGUUAA
This is a messenger RNA of Phoenix dactylifera (date palm), 890 nucleotides long. RefSeq lists its product as uncharacterized. NCBI's taxonomy places the organism in Eukaryota, Viridiplantae, Streptophyta, Magnoliopsida, Arecales, Arecaceae. The record is from RefSeq and is a predicted model, not a curated record.